AUGAAUAAAUUAUUGCUCAUAAUUCUAAAUUGUUGUUUGGGUAGUUUAUUUAUGGGAUUCUGUUUGGGUCAAAUGAAUGUGAUAAGUUCAGAUGUAUAUAAUGUUUAUAAAAUUGAUGAUACUUUUACAAAAGGACUAAUGCAAUGUAAAAUUAUAUCCGUUUUCAUUCAGCUUUAUUAACUAUAGGAGGAGGUGUAGGUUCUAUAUCAGCAUCAAUAUUGAUGGGAUUAUUUUCAAGAAGAAAGUGUUUAUAAAUAACUGAUCUUUUUGGAAUGAUGGCUAUAAUGAUAGCAUUCAUGGAUGAAAGCAAAUAUGCACUAUUGACUUCUCGAUUUUUUGUAGGACUUGUACUAGGACUUAAUGGAGUUCUAGUACCUGUAUAUAUAAAUGAAAUGUCUCCAAAAGAGAAGGCAGGGAUUUUAGGAACAAUGAAUCAAUUGUUUAUAACUUUAGGAAUAUUGACAACAUUUUUGAUGUCUUCAUUUUAAGAUUUUUCAUUGCCUAUCCCAUUUUAUAAGAUGAUGCUCUAUUUACCUAUUAUACCUUGUAUAAUAAGAGCUAGUGCAUUAUCAACUGUGUUUAAAUAUGAAACACCUGUAUAUUGUGCUAAACAUCAUUUAAAGUAUCAAUAAAUGUAAAACAAAGUUAGCAAUUACAUAAAGUUGUGGAAAUGAUAUACAAAGAUAAGGCAGAAAAAAUGUAUGAAUAAUUUUAAUCAUCAUAAAAAUCAACAGAAAGGAGGAUGACUAUAAAUCAAUUAUUAUCAUCAAAAUAUAGAAGUAGAUUAUUUAUUGGAAUUUCUCUUGCUUCUUUACAACAGUUAGGAGGCAUAAAUGGGAUUAUGUUUUAUUCUUCUUCAAUAUUUGAUUAAGUAUAGAAUAUGUAUGUCAUCUUAGGUGACUGGUUAAGCAUCAAAAAAAGUAUUUUAUUUAAAUCUAAUUGUUGGUUUUAUUGGAGUAUUUACAGCCUUAUUAGCAACUGUAAUAAUUGAGUAAUUUGGAAGGUAUUAUUAAUAUAACAUUAUAAAUUAGAAAACCAAUUUUAAAAUAUGGAACAUUAUGGUGUUUUAUUAGUUUAUUAAUGUUAACAUUUGUAAUGUCAAAUAGUAUAGGGAAUACAUCAUUUGGAUCAUAUUUAAUAGUUAUUUGUAUAUUCUCGUAUCUAUUUGGUUUUGGAUUCUCCUUAGGUCCAUUAUUAUUCAUAUAUUUAACUGAAAUAUUACCAGAUUUAGGAGUAAGUGUUAGUGGAUUAAUGAAUUGGAUGUCUGGAGGAUUAGUAGCUUAGAUGUUUCCAAUUAUUGCCUCAUAUGAUAUAUCCUAUUGCUUUGCUUUAUUUUCCAUAUUUAAUUUUAUAGCGUAUUAUUAUAAUUUAAAUAACAAUUUAGUUACAUGAUAAUCCAAUAAAAAGUAAUUGAAACAAAAGGAUUAGAUAAAGAAACUGUGGAUAAAUAUUUUGAAAAUCAAAAGUUUGAUUAUAUACCUUAUUAGGAGGCUUACUAAGAAGAUAGAUUUCGUUGA
This is a messenger RNA of Paramecium pentaurelia, 1517 nucleotides long. The record is from the annotation of a GenBank genome assembly. Lineage: Eukaryota; Ciliophora; Oligohymenophorea; Peniculida; Parameciidae.